Molecule: messenger RNA, 861 nt
Organism: Mytilinidion resinicola
Lineage: Eukaryota; Fungi; Ascomycota; Dothideomycetes; Mytilinidiales; Mytilinidiaceae
Product: ribosomal protein 60S
Exons: 4
Coding region: 44-379 (111 amino acids)
Biological process (GO): translational elongation; cytoplasmic translation
Cellular component (GO): ribosome; cytosolic large ribosomal subunit
Molecular function (GO): ribonucleoprotein complex binding; structural constituent of ribosome; protein kinase activator activity
Source: RefSeq, a predicted model, not a curated record
UCCACCGACUACGACGUAUCACGACUCUCUUCACACUGUCGAAAUGUCAACCGCCGAGCUCGCAACCUCCUACGCGGCCCUCAUCCUCGCGGAUGACGGUGUCGAUAUCACCGCCGACAAGCUCCAAUCUCUCAUCAAGGCCGCAAAGGUCGAAGAAGUCGAGCCAAUAUGGACAACCCUGUUCGCGAAGGCGCUUGAGGGCAAGGACGUCAAGGACCUUCUGCUGAACGUUGGCUCUGGUGGCGGAGCUGCCGCGGCUGCCACAUCAGGCGGCGCUGCUGCUGCCGGUGGUGCUGCCGAGGACGCGCCAGCGGCUGAGGAGAAGGAAGAGGAGAAGGAGGAGUCAGACGAGGACAUGGGUUUCGGCCUUUUCGACUAAGCUUCUUCAUCCCCAAAACGAGUCUGCAUUUUGCCUUGGUCGGCGUCUCCUCAUUGCGGCGGGUUGGCUGUCUAUCCCAAUACAUCUUCCAUUCCCUCGGCAAAGUCGCAGCCACUUUUUCUCCCUGUGACCUGGCUUGCUUUUUACAGUCAACGUUAUCCACGGAUCCGGACAGAUGAAUUGAGGGGUGGGCCUGGGAAUAGCUAUGGGUCCUGAAAUGAAAGAGUCGAAAAGUGCAAAUAUGUUCUUAGGAAGUGACAUCUUCGGCCAUCUUAUGCCUUACGCCAUAUCGGAAUCGUCAUUGAAGGAAUAACCGCUGCAGUAGAUAUCUCAGACUCAUAGAACUAUAACAGGGCCACUCCAAAAUCCGGCAUUCCGCGUACAGCACUAUGGAAGGAAUUUAUACAUGCUUACAUGAUUCGUAGGGGGCUUGAUGAAGGAAUAGGCCCACGGCAAUUAUCCAAAACAGGUCUAAGUCGCGU